Messenger RNA from Heterostelium album PN500, 3339 nucleotides. RefSeq lists its product as uncharacterized. Gene Ontology annotation, cellular component: mitochondrial inner membrane. Gene Ontology annotation, molecular function: S-adenosyl-L-methionine transmembrane transporter activity. The transcript is spliced from 7 exons. NCBI's taxonomy places the organism in Eukaryota, Evosea, Eumycetozoa, Acytosteliales, Acytosteliaceae. The record is from RefSeq and is a predicted model, not a curated record. The coding region runs from base 1 to 3339 and encodes 1112 amino acids.
AUGGAUAUAGAUUCAUCCCAGACUAAUACCACUUCUAUCCCUACCACUCACUUUACUUUGGAACAGCAAAAACAUCUACCUUUACCAGAUUCACAUAUAUAUCUACCAAUACUUUCACAAAACCAUAGAGAGAAAGAAGAGAAACUGCUACAUCCGACAAUAAUAACAACAACAACAACUGCUACUACACCAAUAACAACAACAUCUUCUACAACUUCUAAAUAUAUAAAAAGCAAAUCAUCUAAUAUUACUUAUACUACUACUUCUACAAAUAGUACAUCCGAUGAACCAAUAAAUCAUCAAGCCACGGAUACCACAAUUUUAAAAUCUAAAACGCCUAUAUCAGCAUCACAAACAACAACAACAACAACAACAUUUGAAAAGAAAAAAAUUAAUAAUAAUGACGCUAAAAUACAUCUGAUUGCAGGUGCUCUAUCGAGGUUAACGGAAUCAUCUAUAAUGUAUCCACUUUCUACAAUAAAAACAUUACUACAGUUCCAGGGUGGUACAGCAUCACAUUCCAUUAGACAAAACUAUCGUGGAAUAUUCAAUGCUUUCAUUACCAAUGUAAAGAGUGAAGGUGCCACUAAACUGUAUCGAGGGUUCUUUCCACAUCUACUCUAUGUAAUUCCUUCGGCAUCAAUUAGUUUUGUAUGCUAUGAAGCUAUUGCCAAACACUUUAGAAAGAAUCAACAUGAGCUGCACCAAUCAACCAACAACAACAACAACAGCAGCAACGGGGAUAAAGAUUAUCGAGAUAUCAUAUUACCACUCAUUGGAAUGAGCUUGGCGAGAAUGUCUGGAUCUGUCAUUAGAACACCGUUCGAUAAGAUCGUAAUGAUGAUGCAAAUCAGUGGUAACUUGAAGCGUGAUCAUUCUGGCGGUGGAUCUGCAAGAGAAUUACUCCGACGCAUCGUAAGCAAAGAGGGAAUAGGUGGUCUCUUUAAGUAUAGCUAUGUAUCGAUCUUGAGAGAUCUUCCAUUUACUUUUAUCUAUUUCACUGGCUAUGAAGUCAUGAGAAACAACCUACGAGCAAGAGACGGAGGUAAGCAUGAAGUUUCGAGCAUCGAAUAUGUUAUCAUUGGUGGAUUGGCUGGUGCCAUUGCAACUGUUCCAACGAUUCCCAUCGAUGUAAUAAAGACAAAGUUGCAAACUGAGGAUGCACUUCCCAGAAAGAACAGAUUCUCUGGAGUUUGGACUGCUGUACAGGGUAUUUUUAAACAAGAAGGUUUAAGAGGUUUCACAAAGAAUAUGACUAUGUGUACUACCAUCUUAAUCAAAGUAUUCAAAUAUCUUGAAGAAUACUCAAAAUGGAUUUUAUUGAUUGGUUUGAGAUGGUUUGGAACGGUUAAUUGCUUAUAUUCUCAUAUCUUGAAGAAUACUCAAAUGGAUUUUAUUUUUAUUUGUUUAUUUGCUGAUGAGGUGAGAUGGCGUUGGGAAGUUCCAGGUUUGGUGGUUCCAGAUGAGUUUGAACUCGUUUUUGCUUAUCAUCUUGAGGAUGUCAAACUCCCAGUCGAGAGUUUCCCCGGUAAAUAUGUGUAUGAUCCGUUUUAUGAUGGGUUUGUAGGUGUUGAGUAUUUUGCAUUUAAAGAGGUGGUGCUCGGUGAUCUUGAUCGGUGGGAGACCUGUGAAUACGAAUGUAAUAAUAAUCAUAUAUUUGUAAACUUAUCACAUGUUUUAUUAAACAAGAUAGUUGAAUUCAUACCAGAUGCGAUAGAUAGAUUAUGUUUCAGUUUAACUUGUAAAAGAUGGUUCGAAGAUCGUGAUAAAUAUCUUACUUUGGACAGAGAAGUGUUCUAUAGCACAUCGAAACAGUUGGAUGAAAUUAAAGAUUUUCAUCUUCAUUCCUAUAGGAAGCAAUACGAAACAGUUCUAAAGAAUCUCGAUGAUUGUGUAUUAUGUAUUGGAGCUCCCACAAACAUUUAUGAUGAAUAUGAAUUUACAUUUGACCAUAAAAAAAAUGAUAUAAAACAACUAAAAAUUGAUCCAGUUGUUUCAAAAAUUAAAUUCUUUUCAAACUGUAAUGUGGAAACGAUGUUAGCUGUUUAUGACAAAGUGGUCAGCUCCAAUGUUGUUGAAUAUGAAAUUUGUUUCGAUAAGAAUUUGGCCGUUGGUUGUAUACCAGCGAAUAUCAAAGAUGUUGUGUUUUUCAUGUUCAGUAAGCGUUUGGAGAAAGGUUGGCUACCGGAUUCAUUGGAGCACCUUGUAUUUGGAAAUGGAUAUAAUCAACCCUUUGGCGUUGGUACUCUUCCUGCUUCUCUAACAGAACUACAGCUUGGAAGCUAUACACAUAUUCUCUCGGCCGCUGUAAUUCCAAAACAAUUGGAAAGACUUCAUUUCAACUUUCCCUAUGAACUCAACCUACCGGCACUUCCCACCAGUAUUGAAGCGCUUUACGGUAUCUCUAACGUAUCGUUUAGUAAUAUUCGACAAUUGAAAUCACUACCGAAUCUCAACAAACUCUUACUUUACAUACGGCCAUCGGGAUACACUCUGAAACCAGAUGAUCUUCCAAAGACACUCGAUACCAUCUAUCUUGAGGCAUUCGACUCUACUGAACCAUAUACACUGCUACCGGAUGUCAUUCCAACACCGGCAGCAGAUUCCAACUAUGAAGAUCUGGAUAUAGGCGAAUGUUUAAACGCGCUCGAUCGAAGAAUCAUUCCUAGCUCCUGUACGAUAGAGAACCUCGAAAUUUGUUCUCGAAUGAACACUGCUCAACCUCUCUCAGUUGGUCAAUUACCAUCGAAAGUUAAGAAUCUUUCAAUGGGAAUUUAUAAUCAUCCUUUGGUAGCGGGAGUGUUUCCUGAAGGCUUGGAAGAGCUGAAUCUCGGCGAAGUUUACAACCAUGAAAUCCCUGUUGGUUUGAUUCCAAACACAUUGAAAACACUGAUUCUCAGUCAGGAAUAUACAUUACCACUUCUCCCUCAUUCCAUACCAGAAUCAGUGACCGACAUUGAUUUAUCAAACUAUGAUCAGACUCUAGCUGAUAAUGUACUUCCAACUUCACUUACAACUUUAAGAGUCGUUCAUCAAUUCCUUGUCAACAAUCCACUACAAACAAUGCCAUCAACUCUCGAAACACUAUUUGUAUUAAUUCCAAAUUUGGAUGAUCAACAUUAUUAUAUUAGAAAACUUGACAACAAAACCAAUCAUUAUCUAAUGAUUGCAGAUGGUGGAUUAGAAGGUGGAAUCAUUCAUUUUGAUAUUCUAAAUCAAUUAAUAUUAAAUGAUAAAGUUAAUGAUGAUAAUGAUGAUAAUGAUGAUAAUGAUGAUAAUGAUGUUGAUGAUGAUAAUGAUGUUGAUGAUGAUGAUAAUGAUGAUGAUUCAUAUGGGUGA